Molecule: messenger RNA, 783 nt
Organism: Cadophora gregata
Lineage: Eukaryota; Fungi; Ascomycota; Leotiomycetes; Helotiales; Ploettnerulaceae
Exons: 1
Coding region: 1-783 (260 amino acids)
Biological process (GO): positive regulation of cellular response to amino acid starvation
Cellular component (GO): transcription regulator complex
Molecular function (GO): DNA-binding transcription factor activity, RNA polymerase II-specific; RNA polymerase II cis-regulatory region sequence-specific DNA binding
Source: RefSeq, a predicted model, not a curated record
AUGGUUAUGCAAGGUAACAUUCACCACCGUUCUUCACCCGUCGGCCGUGACUCACACACUGCAACAGACAUGGAUCUCUUCGACGACUUCACCGCCUUCGAGGGCGGUGCGUCGACAAGCCAGAACUCGUUCCCAUCGGCAUACUCUUCGCCUGCCGUGCCAACUAUCUACGAUCCACACAUGAACUUGUCUUCCUCCACCAGCUCUACAAACAUGGGUACCGUUUCUCCACAAGAUUUGCUCCGCGAUCCUUUCGCUUCCGCUCCAAACUCGACUGCCUUCACAAACUUGACCUCUCCCGACUCGCAAUACCACCAGUCGCCAGAGUUCGCAGAUUAUGAUGUUUCUCCUUUCAUCGGUGACAACCAAGACCUCGAUCAAGCGCUCGCUGGUGACCCAUGGUAUCCUCUUUUCCCUCAGGAUGACCAGGUCGAACAGCCAAAGUCGCAAGUUGAGCAGUCUCCUCUUCUCCCAGAGGAGGAACUAGAGGUUUCCGAACAUCUUCGUCGUCGUCGUUCUGGUACUGCAACAUCUCCACCUGCACCUGCUGGCGGUGUUCGAAAGCGGGAUAAGCCUCUUCCUCCUAUCAUUGUCGAAGACCCUAACGACACUGUCGCGAUGAAGCGUGCGCGCAACACUCUUGCAGCACGUAAGUCUCGACAGCGCAAGAUGCAACGAUUUGAGGAACUCGAGGAUGAAAUUGCAAAGUUGAAGGAGGAGCGUGAUCACUGGAAGAGCCUUGCUUUGCGUCGCAACGGACCUUCGGGCGUCCACCAGGGUUGA